Molecule: messenger RNA, 1152 nt
Organism: Eimeria maxima
Lineage: Eukaryota; Apicomplexa; Conoidasida; Eucoccidiorida; Eimeriidae
Exons: 1
Coding region: 1-1152 (383 amino acids)
Source: RefSeq, a predicted model, not a curated record
AUGCUUUCUGAACACGACGAAUAUGAGCGGUCAAUUAUAGAAGGUUGCUUAGAGUUGGAAGCAGAACUGGGGUUUCUGCAUCAAAGGGAAAUACAGCAGCCGGAUGCCGACAAGACAACUCAGAUACAAAGGCUGGUUGAGGCGUUGCGCACAGCUGCCUCCGAACAUGAAGCGAUGCAAAGGAUCCCGCCGCCAUGGGAUUGGGAUCCCUCCUCGCAUGCCUUCCCUGGUCAAACCCCAAAGCGCAAAGAGCACACUAUGCAUGGGUUUCAAAGUGCUGUUCGUCUUGAAGACGAUGGAAGGAGAGCAACCGUUCAACCUUCGUCAUCGUUUCCCGGUCAUGUUCUAUUGGAUUCAAUCCAUGCAUUGGAUCCGGAAGCGUGGUUAGAUGGAGUUCCACAGAUAAUCAACGAUCCUGAGGAGCAAGGGGAAGUUCAGUUGGUGCCUUCCACUGCCGAUGAGCCAGAAGAUGGAGAGUCAUCAGCUUCAAUUGCAGCGAUGCGGCCUACAGUUGAAGCCGGAGGCGCGCAGGAUGAGACAUUGGCGAUUCGCACUCACCCGUAUGUGCGGUUUCCAGUGCUGGCGAAUGAUGUGUCUAUAAGGCAUAUCGACAUAGAAGCAAUUUUCGAGGCACACCGAAGGGAACUACGGCCUUACGUUUUCCUGCGCAAUCUGAGGAGGCUAUUUGCACUAAGAGUACUCGACCAGGCCGGCGUUGACUUGCUCGUGAGCUCCACAGAAGGGUUAAUAGGGGCAGUGUGGUACCUGGCGCAGAAGAGGCAUCCCAAAAGACAACCUGUGUAUGCCGCCGAAGUCUUUGGGAACUACCUUUUGGCCUUCGAUGCUCUUAUGUGUGUCAUUGAACUUUUGGGAGACUAUAUGGAGCUUCCCUUGUGGUGGGAAGAAUUCGUAGCAGCUUUUAACCAUGAUCCUUCUUCUCUCUUGCCACCUGUAGGCAUGCGAGCUGGAGGGCUUUACAGAAGGUUGAUAGCUCGCAUAGUUAAUGCACUCAAUGUAUACAAAACAGGAAGACGCCCAGCAUUGAGUGAAGUAAUUGCGCUUAAAAAGAUGUUGUUUUGUCCUCCAAGUGCUCCUGGUGACUUCAAGGACCAUAAAUGGGAUCCUUGGCGUGAGGAUGCAGAAUGCCCGUAG